CUGUCAGAGCUGUCGCCAUAUUAGCUUCUUUCGAUCUCUUUUUCCGGUUGCGCUUGCAAGUGAAGAUGCCUGGAAUCACCGUAAAGGACGUUGAUCAAGACAAAGUGGUUGAGGGUGUUGCCCUUUUCCUCAAGAAGUCUGGAAAGCUGAAGGUGCCGGAGUAUGUGGAUCUGAUCAAGACCGCCAAGUUCAAGGAGCUGGCCCCGACCGACCCGGACUGGUUCUACGUCCGCUGUGCCUCGAUCCUGCGCCGCCUGUACCACCACAGCCCGGCCGGCAUCGGGUCGAUCUGCCGCAUCUACGGUGGCCGCCAGCGCCACGGUGUGCGACCGUCCCACUUCUGCCGGGCCGACGGUAGCGCCACCCGUAAGGCCGUCCAGGCCCUCGAAGCCAUCAAGAUGAUCGAGCGGCACGCGGACGGUGGCCGCAAGCUCUCCAGCCAAGGCCAGCGCGAUCUGGACCGCAUCGCGGCCCAGAUUUCCAGCAAGAAGCGCGAAGCGGCCAAGAAGGAAGCCGCCCAGGUGCUGAAGCUGCAGGAAUAAGCGUGUGUGUGCUGUUUUUUUGAACGCCCGUGGGUAAAAUCCAUUUUUUUCUUGUAUUCCGUGCGCGGGAGAGAAAAGAAAACAACACAACUCUGUGGAUGAAAGUUUGAAACGAUGGUGGUGUGGUCAGAAUAUAAGUUACUUGCUACUACUGUGGACGACAGCGAACCAACAUCGCGCUGUCGUUGAGAGUGGAAAACAAAUUGGA
Messenger RNA from Anopheles arabiensis, 750 nucleotides. RefSeq names its product 40S ribosomal protein S19a (gene RpS19a). NCBI's taxonomy places the organism in Eukaryota, Metazoa, Arthropoda, Insecta, Diptera, Culicidae. The record is from RefSeq and is a predicted model, not a curated record. Gene Ontology annotation, cellular component: ribosome; cytosolic small ribosomal subunit. Gene Ontology annotation, molecular function: RNA binding; structural constituent of ribosome. Bases 66 to 542 code for a protein of 158 amino acids. The transcript is spliced from 3 exons. Gene Ontology annotation, biological process: ribosomal small subunit assembly; translation.